Messenger RNA from Salarias fasciatus (jewelled blenny), 4422 nucleotides. It is a transcript of the gene dlg3, whose product is annotated as discs, large homolog 3 (Drosophila). Gene Ontology annotation, molecular function: protein kinase binding; ionotropic glutamate receptor binding. The transcript is spliced from 22 exons. The coding region runs from base 856 to 3594 and encodes 912 amino acids. The record is from RefSeq and is a predicted model, not a curated record. Gene Ontology annotation, biological process: regulation of postsynaptic membrane neurotransmitter receptor levels; receptor clustering; cell-cell adhesion. Lineage: Eukaryota; Metazoa; Chordata; Actinopteri; Blenniiformes; Blenniidae. Gene Ontology annotation, cellular component: postsynaptic density membrane; basolateral plasma membrane; neuromuscular junction.
UGCGCUCACCAUCUCCCUCUUGCUUGCUCACAUCCCUCUGAAUAAUCCACAUCUAGGGCAAGCUGGCUGAGAGGCGAUCCAGAGCUCAGCUCCUCUCUGCAGGCUGGGAAAAGAAACAGAGAGUGAAAGACAACGAUUUUCAACGCAGGAGGAAAAACGUGAGAUUUUGACUGAACGGGAAGAUACCAAGAAUUUACAGAGGAAGAUUUUCAUCUGCGGAUAUCAUUUAUUUAUACAUAUUGUUUAUAUAUCUAUAUAUAUAUUUGUACACACACAUAUAGAUAUUUAUAUAUAUAUAAAUAUAUACAUUUAUCCUUGUACAUAUCUGUAUUUGUGCUUGUCUGUUUAUAUUAAUAUUUUUAUAUGUAUUUGUGUGUGUAAAUAUAUAUGAUAUAUAAACAAAAGAAUAUAUAUAUAUAGAUAUAUAUCUAUGAAUUUAUAUGCGUAUCACUGUGAACCAAGAGAAGCAAGAAGAUAUUUCUAUCAUCAGGGCUGGUCUCUGAUUGUGUGGUGGUAUACAAUAUUUUAAAUAUUUCCUUUGAUCUUCUACGUCAAGAGGACAAAAGACUACGUGCCCAUUUUGUAUUUUUGUUUUGCUGUUGCUGCUUCCCAUCCCUCUCUAUCUUUUUUUUUUUCUACAUCGCGAGAGGAAUAAAGCAGAGAGCGACAGGAUUUGACGAAAAAGGGAAAAUCUGUUAAAAAAAAAAAGAAGAGAGAGAAUUCCUGUGAUUAGUGUUAUUUCCAUCGGCAUUAGCACUCUGUGAGCCGAUCACAGUGUGCUGUGUGAGAUCUGAGGAGGCAGCAGAGACAGAGUGCCACGCCGCUCAUCUCAGCGUCAAGCUCAGCCCAGCCAGCAUGCACAAACACCACCACUGCUGCAAGUGCCCAGAAUGUUAUGAGGUGACUCGUAUGGCUGCCUUGCGAAGGAUGGACGCCCCGUCGUACGGAGGAGACUGGCAGGCCGAGCCCUAUGGAUACCCGCCUGGGUACGGGGGAGGCCAGACCUUACCCCCUCCAGCCUCAGGGGGAGGUGGAAACAUGGGAGGAGGAGGGGGCACUUUGGGGAGAAGUAAAGGCAAGAUUAUGUCUGGUGGGGGCCCUGGAGGCCCCAAUCCAAAGGGCCAGUCCAAGGGUGGGCCCAAAGUAAAUGGCAACAACUCCAGUGGACAAGGAGGAUGGUGGCCCGAGUGCACCUGUACCAACCGGGAGUGGUAUGACCAGGCCAACCCUCCCCCCAUCAUUGUCAACGCAGACUCACUAGAUGCAGGCCCUUAUGUAAAUGGAAGUGACGGGAUGUACAAAUAUGAAGAGAUCAUUCUAGAGCGGGGAAACUCUGGCCUGGGCUUUAGCAUCGCUGGAGGAAUAGACAAUCCUCACAUUCCUGAUGAUCCGGGAAUAUUCAUCACUAAAAUUAUCCCCGGAGGAGCGGCUGCCAUGGAUGGACGACUGGGAGUGAACGACUGUGUGCUGCGCGUGAACGACGUGGACGUCUCGGAGGUGGUUCACAGCCGAGCGGUGGAGGCGCUAAAGGAGGCGGGGCCUGUCGUCCGGCUGCUGGUCCGACGGAGGCAGGCGCCGCCCGAGACCAUUCUGGAGGUCAACCUGCUGAAAGGCCCCAAAGGACUGGGAUUCAGUAUUGCUGGAGGGAUCGGGAACCAGCAUAUCCCAGGAGACAACAGCAUCUAUAUCACUAAGAUCAUCGAAGGAGGAGCUGCUCAGAAAGACGGACGGCUGCAGACCGGAGACCGCCUGCUCGCUGUGAACAACAUCGUGCUGCAGGACGUGCGUCACGAGGAGGCCGUGGCUGCACUGAAGAACACCUCUGACAUGGUCUAUCUGAAGGUGGCCAAGCCGGGACCCGUGCAUCUGAACGACAUGUACGCCCCUCCAGACUACUCCAGCAGCCUGGCCCUCCCUCCAGCCUUCCCCACCAUGGUGGACAACCACGUCAGCCACAACUACAUGGGACCAAUGGAACCCAAGCCUGUGUACCCCCCACCCCAGGUCACCCCGUCCAGGUAUUCGCCUGUUCCCCGCCACAUGCUUGGAGAGGAAGACUUCACAAGGGCUGAGCCUAUUUACAGUGUCAUCCACAAACCUGGGGACAGCAAGGUGCCCCAGGCCCUCUACAGAGGCUUCUGUCCUUCCCCUGCUCCCUUGUGCCAAGGCCCACUCCCCUUCUCUGGCAGGGAGCCGAGGAAAGUGUUGCUGCACAAGGGCUCCACAGGUCUGGGCUUCAACAUCGUUGGCGGGGAGGAUGGAGAGGGGAUCUUCGUGUCUUUCAUCCUGGCCGGAGGGCCAGCCGACCUGAGCGGCGAGUUGAGGCGUGGCGACCGGAUUCUCUCGGUGAAUGGUGUGAACCUAAGGAAUGCCACACAUGAGCAGGCAGCUGCGGCACUGAAGAGAGCUGGACAGACUGUCACUAUCAUUGCUCAGUACAGGCCUGAAGAGUACAGUCGCUUUGAGUCUAAGAUCCACGACCUGAGGGAGCAGAUGAUGAACAGCAGCAUGAGCUCGGGGUCAGGCUCCCUGCGCACCAGUGAGAAACGCUCCCUCUAUGUCAGAGCUUUGUUUGACUACGACCGGACGAGGGACAGCUGCCUGCCCAGCCAAGGCCUGAGCUUCUCUUACGGGGAUAUCCUUCAUGUCAUAAACGCUUCCGACGAUGAGUGGUGGCAGGCGAGGCUCGUCACGCCUCACGGAGAGAGCGAGCAGAUCGGGGUCAUUCCAAGCAAGAAAAGAGUGGAAAAGAAGGAGAGAGCCAGGUUAAAAACAGUCAAGUUCCACGCCAGGACAGGCAUGAUUGAGUCUAACAGGCCGGUCAAAGUAAAGCGCAAAAAAAGCUUCAACCUCUCACGCAAGUUCCCGUUUUACAAGAGCAAGGAGAAUAUUGUGCACGAGUUGGUGGAGUCCGAACAAUGCUUGACAUCCAACACAAGUGACAGCGAAAGUAGUUCGAAGGGUCAAGAGGACACGAUUCUUUCCUACGAGCCCGUUAUUCGACAGGAAAUCCACUACACGCGGCCUGUGAUCAUUCUGGGCCCAAUGAAGGACAGAGUAAACGACGACCUCAUCUCCGAGUUCCCCCACAAGUUUGGCUCAUGCGUACCCCAUACAACCCGUCCCAGGCGAGAAAACGAGAUGGACGGCCAGGACUACCACUUCGUGGCCUCCAGAGAGCAGAUGGAGAAAGACAUUCAGGACAAUAAGUUCAUCGAGGCCGGGCAGUUCAACGAGAACCUGUACGGGACGAGCAUCUUGUCUGUCAGGACCGUGGCCGAGCGGGGGAAACACUGCAUCCUGGACGUGUCUGGGAAUGCCAUAAAGCGACUGCAGCAAGCACAACUUUACCCGAUCGCCAUCUUUAUUAAACCAAAAUCCAUCGAAGCCCUAAUGGAAAUGAAUAAGAGGCAGACGUACGAGCAGGCCAAUAAAGUCUUCGACAAGGCGGUGAAGCUGGAGCAAGACUUCGGAGAGUUUUUCACAGCUAUUGUACAGGGUGACUCGCUAGAGGAGAUCUACAACAAAAUCAAGCUAAUCAUCGAGGAGCAGUCCGGGCCGUACAUCUGGAUCCCGUCCUCGGAGAAGCUCUGAGCUCCCUGCCGUCCGCUCUGCGUCGCCGCGGAGACCCCCUCCUCCCCCUCCUGCUCCCCAGAGACCCCGCCCACGUCCAAAUAGCCCUCCCCCCCCCCCUCUCCUCACCUCCUUUUGCAGAUAUGUUUCAUAUCAAGUUUUAGUGUCAUCAUUAUGUUACUCUCUAAAUGAAAAAGAAGUCUUAUCACCAUUACUGUGACUGUGCACACCCCUGCAUGAGUUUCUCAACAAAUCCAUUCAAGACUGAAAAUGCCAUUCCAAAGGAAUUUGUCAAAAGAAAACAAAAGAAAAGGGAAAACAAAUAAAUCCUUUUUUUUUUGUGAACUGGGACUGACUGAAGAUCAGAGUGAUUCACAGAAAUCUGGAGAGAGGAGUUGGGAUUCAUAAAGAAGUUGCAGGGGAACAGAGGCAAAUCAUACCGAGUUGGAACACUUUGUAAAUGUUCAUCAAAUCACAUUUAAACAGACAGAAGACAUGAGAAGUUGAAAACCAAUUAAGGGUUUAGUUUUUUUUUUCUCUCUUUUGUUGAAGUUUAGGUUUUUUUGUUUUGUUUUUCUUUUUUUUUUUUUUUUUUUUUUUUUUUUUUUCUUUUGGAAAAGACUGGAUAAAAUCGAGCCCUGCUGAUGGUACUGUUGGAAAACGAUCUCUCUUGUUUAUAAUGACUGAGGAAAUUAGUGGAGGAGCCUACAAACUGGUGAUCUAUUUAUCACAAACCAGCUUGCCGUUUGGUCGCCUGCCAGUCGUCUGCUGCGGCCGAUAAAGACAUCUCGGGAGGCAGAUCAAGAGGAAGAAAUGCGUCCUGAAUCUCUACAUUUAUAUUAUAAAAAU